GCUGCCGUGAAAACAUCUUGUUUGCUGGCAGACGAUCGCGCGCUUCGCUGUGGUUCGUCUCUAACUGAACUAAAAUAACAAAAAAAGAAAGACGUUUUCAAAAAUCAAUCGGGCUGACCUCCAGCUGAGUUAACUAAAGCCGUGCUUUGCUUUGAUUUAUCGUAAAAGUUUGUUAAAAGUUGCAGAAAAUGUAACACAAAAACAAACAAAAAAUGAUGACGCAAAUACGCAGUUUAAAUUAGCUUGCGCAGCACAUUAAAAAAAAAAAACAAAAAAAAAAAAAACAGAAACAAAACAAAAAUAAUACUACAUAAAUUUUGCAACAAAUGCAAUUUGUGAACAACAAAUGUAAAUAGCAUAUUACAAGCUGCUUAAUUGUUGUCGACUUCAAUAAACGCGUCGUUAUGUCUACAAUUGCGGCUAAUCAGCCAAUUAAUCGUUAUCGUCAUCGUUUGUGCCUAAUUGUCUUGGCAGCGGCUUUGUGGCUGGACACUUGGGCUGCACUGGUCGACGCCAACGCCGUUCACAUUGAGCUGCGGCGCAGGCGCAGCGUUCGCUUCAAUGGCAUUGAGCUGGACGAGAACGCGCUGCUCGAGCAACUGGCGGGCCAUGAACGAGCUCUGCUCUUUGGCACGACAGCAGCACCUGAAUUCAAAUUGGUGCAGCUGGAACGGCGCAACGUGCACCAGGAGCGGCGGCCGAAGCAGCAGCAGCAGCGGCAGCAGCAUUCGCGUGGGCGUCGCAGUGCGGCAGAAGCCGGCACAGUGGAAGCUGAACUGAAGCUGCGUCAAACGCCGCAAUUGUUUGACGAUAAUUUCAUCUUUAUACGACGCAACGCUAACAGCACCCAAUUUGUGGAGCAUUCGCCGCAGCUGCUGCAGCGCCUCGAGCGCUGCUUCUAUCGCAGUCCAUGGGCGGCCCUCGAUCUGUGCGACGAGCAGAGUGUGCGUGGCGUUUUUCAACAGAAUGCCAGCAACUUUGUCAUCCAGCCGCUGCCGGCGCGAUUUGGAGCGUCAGCCCAUGUGCUCUACCAGGCGCGCUUAGAUAAGAGCGACAACAGCAAAAACAACAGCAGCAGCAACUUCAGCAGUCAGACAAUACCGUUAGACAGUCAGCUGCAGUUCGAGCCCGAUGCAGAUGAAUUCAACGAACCGCGACAGCAACAGCCCACACAACAGCAGCAACGGCAACAGCUACGACGCAAACUGCAAUCACAGCUGCGACUGCGCUAUCAGCCGCGUCAUCAUCAUCAUCAUCAUCAUCAUGAGCAAGUCCGUCAGUCUCAUCAUCAUCGUUAUGGCCCUGGCAUUGCCGACGACGCCAGCACGCCUCGUCUUCGCCGGCAUAUCGAUGAGCCGUUCCGCCGCCCUUAUGUGCCCGAUGAGCUCUACAUUGAGACGGCGAUAUUUGUGGACAGCGACCUGUACAGGCACAUGGGCAAGAACUAUCCCACAAAUACUGAGAACGAGUUGAUGCGCUUCGUGCUAGCCAUGAUCAAUGGCGUCCAGCUACUCUAUCAUCAUGACACUCUGGGCAGACGCAUCAAUUUCGUGCUCAAGCGCUUGGAGAUCCUGCCCAAGGAUACGCCGGGCCUGUUUCGCUCCACCGAUAUUGACAACUAUCUGAGCAACUUCUGCCUGUGGCAGAAGAAUCUGAAUCCGCCUCUGGACUCGGAUAUCCUGCACUACGAUCACGCAGUCAUUCUCACCGGCUUGGAUCUUCAUGUCACGGACAAGAAUGGCAAGAUCACUAGCCAAGUUGUGGGCCUGGCACCCGUGGCAGGCAUGUGCACGCCCACCUCCUCCUGCACCAUCAACGAGGGCAAGCACUUUGAGAGCGUCUUUGUGGUCGCACAUGAAAUCGGACACAACUUGGGCAUGCGUCACGAUUCCAAAGAGAACAACUGUGAUCCCAGUCUGCAUAUUAUGUCGCCCACUUUGGGCAGCGGCAAGAUAACCUGGUCUAAGUGCUCCCGCGGGUAUCUGGAGGAUUUUCUAUCUCUGAAGCAGGCGGAAUGUCUGUUCGAUAGAGGACACUUCAUUGGGAAAUGGGAUCACUCGGCCAAGGGCAAGUUGCCCGGCGAACGCUUCGAUGCCAAUCAACAGUGCAUGCUUAAGUUCGGACGCAAUUCGGUGCAUGCCGGCAGUCAGAGCAAGUCGGAGAUUUGCCGUGACUUGCACUGCCAGCGGGAAAGACUAACUUGGACUUCACAUCCGGCACUGGAAGGCACCGAGUGUGGACCGAGCAUGUGGUGUCGCGGUGGUUCUUGUGAGCCGCGACCUAACAAAUAUCCCAUCGGCUCAAUGAAGCAGCUCAGUGGAGGCGGCUCGCUAAAGUCCAGCUAUGAGAAGCACAGCGCUAUCUAUGCCGAGUCUUCGAGCCGAAUGGAGCAAUUGCAGCAGCCGUAUAAAGCCAGUGGCAAUGAGCUGCCGGGCGUCCCAAGCACCUGGAGUGGUUGGGGCGAGGCCAGCGCCUGCGACUCCAGCUGCCUCUAUGGACCAUCGAAUCGCUUGCGUGAGGGCAGCACCGGUCUGCGCAUCUACAAUCGCAGCUGUCUGAGCUAUCCCAAACGCUGUGAGGGCUGGGAUCGCAAGUUCGAGGCAUGCAUUGCCAAACAGUGCUAUGUUGUGCCCGUUCAGACGAUUGGCGACUUUGCCACGAAUGUGUGCAACAAGGCGCGCAAGUCCGACAACGAGCUGACGGGCGAGGGGCUGCAGCUGGUUGGCUCCAUUGAGGACUCCUGUAAGAUUUUCUGCCGCACCAAGAGCAAUGGCACCAAGUCGCGUCGCUGGACCUUUCCGGAUGGCACGACCUGUCGCGCUCAGGAUCAUGGCCCGGAGCAUAUUGCCUAUUGCAUUGCCGGACGCUGUGAGAAGUUCUCGUGCAGCAAUGCCACGGAUAAUUUCUUCAAAAUGGAUAACACAUUCUGUGCGUAUCGUGCGCCACGCCCACAGCGCGAUUCCACGGAGCUGGAGAGCAAGCAGCAGCCGAGCUAUACGAAUAACAUAAGCUACAAGCGCAAUGCCGAACGAUUGGAUCCUUACAGGAAUCGCUAUGAAAAUGAGGUGGCUGUGCGCAGUUUCCACGGGCAGGACAAUCAUUUAAUGCCACAGCCGAAGCCGUACAAGCACAAGGUCUCUUCCUCUUCCUCUUCGCCUUCGUCCUACUCGAAUGACUACAAAUACAAUUAUCAUGUUCAGGAUCCAUUUGGCAAAGCGGCGCCGCCGCCCGCCUCUGCCUCGCUCGUCGUCGAACCGGAAUUGUCGUCGGAGUGGCAGGUCGAGUCCGGCUGUCACUCCAAUUGCAUGACGGAGUCAAUGGGCGUACAGGCGGUUAGGUCACGGCAAACGGGCCGGCGCAAUAUACAGUUAUGCACGCACAAGGUGAAGCCAUGCGAACGGCUGCAAACGCCAGCCGAAUAUGCGGAACAAACGUGCGCCAGAUAUAAGAUGAAGGUGCGCGGCCUAUCCGGUCAUGGCUCCCAGAUCUCGGCCAGCAUCACAGAGCCGGAUCGCAGUUGCCGUGUCGGCUGCCAGGAUGAGCACAUCAAGUAUCGCUAUUAUUUGGUCAACGGCAUCCACGGGCAUUUUCCCAUCGGCACGCGCUGCUCUCAGAUGGGCAGACGCUAUUGCGUGGAUGGCAAGUGCCUGGAGUUCGGCGCGGAUAAACUGCUGCUGCAGCAGUCACACAUCAGCUUGGCGCUCUUCCGGAACAAACGCGAGGCGAUAAAGCGAAAAAAGCGCAGCUUCCUCUACUACGAUCCGGUCAACAUUACGGAAACAAUCACCCAGGACUUUCUCAACAGCAUUGUCAACAGUAUUAUAGAUUUUGAAAGGCAACAUCUGGACGUUUCCGCCGACAACAUCGAAUUAUCCAAUCCUAUACACGUCUCUCAGGACGAAUUAAGCAACAAUUAGUUAUAAGUAAUUACUUUUCAUAUAUCUCUCCCCUGCUCAGUCUAUAUAUAUAUUUAUAUAUGUACUUGUACUUUGUGUUGUUCUGCUCAGACUGCCCCACCCGCCUAAGGCGUGCUCAAUACAAAUCCCUAGAAUUAUAAGUUUUAGAUGUAAAACCAAA
This is a messenger RNA of Drosophila hydei, 4077 nucleotides long. It is a transcript of the gene stl, whose product is annotated as A disintegrin and metalloproteinase with thrombospondin motifs 16. The transcript has 12 exons. Gene Ontology annotation, biological process: extracellular matrix organization; proteolysis. The coding region runs from base 405 to 3917 and encodes 1170 amino acids. NCBI's taxonomy places the organism in Eukaryota, Metazoa, Arthropoda, Insecta, Diptera, Drosophilidae. Gene Ontology annotation, molecular function: metalloendopeptidase activity. The record is from RefSeq and is a predicted model, not a curated record. Gene Ontology annotation, cellular component: extracellular matrix.